Messenger RNA from Selaginella moellendorffii, 5347 nucleotides. RefSeq names its product formin-like protein 20. The record is from RefSeq and is a predicted model, not a curated record. NCBI's taxonomy places the organism in Eukaryota, Viridiplantae, Streptophyta, Lycopodiopsida, Selaginellales, Selaginellaceae. The transcript is spliced from 17 exons. The coding region runs from base 232 to 3579 and encodes 1115 amino acids.
CUUAGGUACCGGAUCAGAUCUCUUGGGAGCUCCUAGGGUUCCUGGGUUUCUGUCGCACGGCGGAUGAGCUUACUGGCUAUGGCGCCGAUCGAUAUCAGGCAAGUCCAGGCAGGGAUUUCGAUGCGCUGCGGGUUCGCGAUGGCCGCAUUGAGCUAAGAUCACAGCCUGUGUGAUCGAGGUGAAAAUUCUCUGGGGCGUGGAGAAUCCAGGCGCUCGUCAUUGCAUGGGAGAAUGUCGCUUUUCCGCCGAUUUUUCUACAGGAGGCCCCCCGAUGGGCUCCUGGAGAUAUCCGAGAGGGUUUUCGUCUUUGACUCGUGCUUCUCCACGGACGUCUUCGAGGAGGAGACUUACAAGCUCUACUUGCGCCAGAUCGCGAUGCAAAUCCACGAGCAGUUCCCCGAUUCGUCCUUCCUCGUCUUUAACUUCCGGGAGGGCGAGAGGAAGAGCCAGCUGACAGAGAUGUUAUCGCAAUACGAUAUGACGGUGAUGGACUAUCCACGCCAGUAUGAGGGCUGCCCGAUUCUUCCCAUGGAGAUGAUCCAUCACUUCCUGCGAUCCAGCGAUAGUUGGCUUUCGCUCGAGGGGCAGCAAAACAUCGUCCUGAUGCACUGCGAGAGGGGGGGAUGGCCGCUGCUAGCGUUCAUUCUCGCCAGCUUUCUCAUCUACAGGAAGAUGUACACGGGCGAAUUCAAGACGCUUGAUAUGCUCCACCGGGAGGCUCCCAAGGGAUUGAUGCAGCUGCUCACUCCGCUUAAUCCUAUGCCAUCGCAGCUGAGAUAUCUCCAGUACGUUGCGAGAAGGAACAACUCUCCGGAGUGGCCACCCCCGGAUCGCUCGCUCAGCCUCGACUGCCUCAUUCUCAGAGUGGUGCCAGCUUUCGAUGCCGAGGAUGGAUGCCGGCCCCUCGUCCGGAUUUAUGGAAGAGAUCCCCGAUCGAAAGCAGGGAACAGGACGACGAGGAUGCUCUUUGCCUUGGGAAAGAAGAGCAAGUCUGUCCGGCAUUAUCGACCGACAGAUUGUGAUGUGAUGAAGAUCGAUGUACAGUGUGCCGUGCAAGGCGACGUGGUUCUCGAGUGCAUCCACUUGGACUUGGAGUCGGACCGGGAGGAGAUGAUGUUCCGGGUCAUGUUUAACACCGCGUUCAUCCGCUCCAACAUCCUGAUGCUCAACCGGGACGACAUUGACAUACUCUGGAACGGGAAGGAGCGCUUCUCCAAGGACUUCCGAGCAGAGGUGCUUUUUGGCGAGACGGAUGGAUUUUCGUCCCCUGUGGCGCCUGUGCCGUCGCUGAUGGAAGACAAAGGUGGCUUGCCGAUGGAAGCUUUUGCCAAGGUCCAGGAGCUCUUCAGUAGCGGGGACUGGUUAGACGGUGGCGGAGACGCGGCAUUGAAGUUCCUCCAGCAGCUGACCACGGUUGGCAAUGGGUUUGAGGACAGGAGACUUCCAAUGGAUCGAGCAGCACUAGCGGCAGCGGACGACGAGUGGACACUUAUUUCCAGCAGCACCACCUCCUCCACCACACCCCUAACCGACGAUCAAAACGGGACAAGUCCAACGUCAUCGUCUAACCCUAGCUUCGCACCAGGUACUCCUUCGCCACCUCCGCCUCCGCCUCCUCCACCACCUCCGAGGUUGGCUAUUUCGCGGUCUCCACCUCCUGCUCCACCACCACCACCACCACCACCAGUAGUUUCUGUUGCCGGUCGUCCCCCUCCUCCGCCUCCUCCACCACCUCCGUUCAAGCUCCCAAGUUCUACUGCAAAGCCGCCACCGCCACCUCCGCCUCCUCCGCCGCUGCCUCGAGGGAAUUCAACUGCCCCGCCGCCGCCGCCUCCGCCACCGUUGCCUCGAGGGAAUUCAGCUGCACCACCUCCUCCGCCUCCGCCUCCUCCGUUGCCUCGAGGAACUUCAGCUGCACCACCACCACCACCACCACCACCACCACCACCUCCUCCACCGCCACGUGGCAAUACCGCUGCGCCACCUCCACCGCCACCACCUCCUCUUCCACAAGCUGCGCGGCCUCUAGCUUCAUCAAGCUCACCACUGCCGCCGCCACCGCCGCCGCUGCCUCCACCGGGAAUGCGAGGCACUCCUCCGCCUCCACCUCCGCCUUUGAAAGGACCGCCUCCACCUCCGCCGCCUCCUCCCGGAUCAGCAGCUCCGCCGCCACCGCCACCUCCUCUCGGUGUGAAGUCACCAUUGCCACCUCCUCCGCCACCUGCAUUGGGGAGAGGACGAGGUAGUAGUCCUUUGACACCUUCGCCUCCUGGUGGUCGAGGCCGAGGACAGGUUGCUGGUGCUUCGGGUCUGGCAUCUGCUACGCCGAAGAAGACCUCUCUGAAGCCAUACCACUGGGUAAAGGUUACACGGGCUAUGCAGGGCAGUCUAUGGGCGGAGAGUCAGAAGCAGGAAGAGCAGUCAAGGCAACCUGAAUUUGACAUGAACGAGCUAGAGAGCCUCUUCUCGGCCGCUGUUCCGAAUGCUGCUGCGGGUGGUGACAGAGCGGGUGGUCGUCGUGCAUCUCUAGUUCCCAAGCAAGAAAAAGUGCUCCUGAUUGAACAUAGACGAGCGUACAAUUGCGAGAUAAUGCUGACAAAAGUGAAGAUGCCACUGCCAGAAGUUGUUAAAGCAAUACUAGCGUUGGAUGGGACAGUACUGGAUGUAGAUCAGGUUGAUAAUCUGAUCAAGUUUUGUCCAACAAAGGAGGAGAUGGAAACGCUCAAGAACUACACGGGCGAUAAAGAAUGCCUGGGCAAAUGUGAGCAGUAUUUUCUGGAGAUGAUGAAAGUUCCUCGGGUAGAGUCCAAAUUGAGGGUUUUUUCUUUUAAACUUCAGUUCACGUCGCAGGUGUCAGAUUUACGAGAAAAUCUGGUAGUAGUCAAUGAAGCUUCAGCAGAGGUGAAAGAGUCUCCUAAGCUUAAAAGAGUGAUGCAAACGGUUCUGUCCCUGGGAAAUGCGUUAAACCAAGGAACUGCUAGAGGGGCGGCGAUUGGAUUCAGACUCGAUAGUCUACUUAAGCUGACAGAAACUCGAGCUCGUAAUUCUAGAACUACGUUAUUACAUUAUCUGUGUAAAAUUGUAUCCGAGAAAAUGCCCGAAAUACUUGAUUUCGACAAGGAAUUGCCUCACCUUGAGGCAGCCACCAAGAUUCAAUUGAAAGCUCUUGCAGAAGAAAUGCAAGCCGUAAGCAAAGGCCUGGAAAAGGUUGAGCAGGAAUUGACAGCGUCUGAAAACGAUGGAGCCGUCUCUGAUGGGUUUCGGAAGAGCUUGAAGAGUUUCCUUGAUACAGCGGAGGCGGAGGUGAGAACACUGGCGUCUUUGUACUCUGAAGUGGGCCACAAUGCCGAUUCCUUGGCGCGCUACUUCAAUGAAGAUCCCGCUCGCUGUCCAUUUGAGCAAGCGGUGUCGAUCAUUUUUAAUUUCAUCGUGAUGUUCAAGCGUGCAUUGGAAGAGAACAGCAAGCUAGCAGAGAUGGAAAGGAAGAAGGCUGAGAAGGAGGCCGACAAAGACAAGGUUCUCCCGCUGAGAAGAGAGCUGGAUGGGCUACUGUCGCCCCGGCGAAGCAGGAUAGCGUGACCAUUUAAGUCGGAGAUUUUGAAAGGGGGUCUUUGUUUGUACAUUCUUCCGGAUAGAUUAUUGACAUGAAGAAGAUUUUUGAAGAAAAGAAAUUCAAUGAUACGUUUCCAAGGCUGUUUUACUAGCAUGCCCAGAACGUUAGGGUUUUCACGCAGAAGGGUUUAGAGCAUGGCAGAAGAAGAAGCACGAUACAGGGUAAGCUCCUUUGCUGCGCGUGCAGUUUUACAAGUGCUCUGAGAGCCUCAAAGAGGCAAUAUGCUAUGGAAUGAUGGAGAUGGGCCUUUGUUGAAUGCCAAGAAUUUCCUUGGUAGACUAUUUAUGCGGCCGCUCAUCAGCAGCAACAUGAAGGUGGACACCUUCACUGAUUGGGGAGUCAGACGGGAGUUAUUCCCAUCCAAGCUUUAUGUAUGGCACAACAUCCACGAGCUAGUCGAUCGUUUUGUUGCAAGAGAGAUCAAUGAUACGGAAGAGGUCUUUUUUGUGCCCAAUCGGGAUCGACAAGUUCAUCCUGUGGAUUCUCCAGGUGCGAUGGCAAGAAUCCUCAGCUCCCAACUCUUCCAGCGGCUGCCGGGGGCAAUCCGUCGAGUAGGCUUGGUUCCCGAGGUUAAUGUACUGUUGACAGGAAGUGAUCGCAGCGUGAAACCUUGAGGUUGUCUCGUGCGAGUAAUUCAUUUGGAGCUUGAGGGGCUGUGCGUGCGAGACAUUGCUACAAAUCUGGAACAUGGCUCUUCUUUUAGAGAAGCUGUGGAGAGGUUUAUUGUUACUGUGAGCAGUGGAAGACAGAUUAUGCAGUGAUUAUUGGUGCACGCCAUCUGUGGUUUUGUGUCAGGCGUGGCUACAAUGGCUUUGCUAUAGCUGAACCGAUGAAGAUCUCUGAGGUGCCAAUGAAGCACUUCUGGUACAUUAUCUUCUCUAGUGUGGUCAAUGCCACUGAGUUGCCUCGGCAAGACGAUCAGGACAAUUGCGAGGAGCUCACAAUGGUGCCUCCCCCUCAUCAUGUGAUGCUGCCAAAGGAUUUCAACAAGUUUGUCAAGCGCAACAUGAAGCACUUGGCAAGCGAGUUGGCAUACAUCUCCAUGGCCAAAGUGCACAAGAAGUUGAAGUGUUGGAGGUUUGGGGAGUUUUAUAGGGACUUUCGGCAGGGAAUGGUGCUGUCACCAAAUGUGGCAAGGGCUGUGUACAGAGGAUCUGAGAAGGUGGUGGUGAAAAUAGUGGACAUCUCUCAACCAGGUUCAAAACUAGGUGCUGCUAUGUUGUUUGUUCGGGAGAUCCUCAUGUAUUCCAGGCUCAAAUCCAUGCAGGGUCGUGGAGUUCCCAAGCUCUUAGAGUAUGGCGUCCUCAAUAGGGAUAUGUUCUCAGUGAUUGUCAUGUCUGACGAAGGUGAUAACACUCUUCCUUCCCAAACAUAUCCCCAUCUCAAAGAGCCUGCCACAAGGGUGUUGCGAGAGAUCUACCAGUGCGGUGCUUAUCAUGGAACUUUUGAGGCAUCAGAUGUUGUGAUCUCUGUGGACGGUGAUCUGCCACCCAAAGUUAGCAUCGUGGGCUUCUCCUUGGGCGGCAUUGUCUCAAUUGAGCAUAAUCCUUGGAAGGAUGAGUUGAGUUGUGUCAUGUCAACUAUCGGGAUCACAGAGGAUUCAUCAUCGGAAGAAGAUGGCGCUGAGGAUGUGGAGGAAGGCCAGAGUGAAGAUUACUAUUCUAGCGUGGAAAGCCCCUAUAGGUAGUUCUUGCUAGAUUUCAUUGAGUUGAAUUCACUAGUUUUUCUUGGUAG